This is a messenger RNA of Caenorhabditis angaria, 2517 nucleotides long. The record is from the annotation of a GenBank genome assembly. Lineage: Eukaryota; Metazoa; Nematoda; Chromadorea; Rhabditida; Rhabditidae.
AUGGAUUUCAAUUUCAAAAAAAUUGCCAGUGAAGCGGGCGGAUUUUUCACCAGAGCUAAGCAGGUUUGUUAUUCAUUUUUCUCAAAAAAAACGCUUUUUGUUAGUAAACAAUAUAUUAUUCAUAAAAGAUUUAGUAAUAAUACGAGAAAAUUUUUAUUUUUAUUUCAAAAAAAAAUUUUUUUGGUGUGAAAAAAGUUUGAAAUGGAUAAGAUAUUAUAUUACUGCUGGGCCAAAGAGCAUAAAAUUUUAUAGCCUUUGACUUCUUCAACAACAAAAAAAAAGAGUAAGAAAAAAACCAAUUUGCAGCUCACUGAAGAAACAUUUUUGAAAGCUGAACGAACUGAACUCGAUGCUCAUUUCGACAAUUUAUUGCAACGCGCGGAUAAAACCGAAGACCACACACGACGCCUUCUCUCUUCAAUCGAGAGCUAUCUUCAACCAAAUCCUAGUAAUAUUCUUUUUUUCAAUUUCUUUCAUGUCCUAGUACGAUUUAAUUGACAUGAGAUUCAUCUUUUUUUUUGCAGCCGUUCGAAUGGAGGAAGUGUUUUAUGAAAAAUUGGAAUUGAAAAAAGAUGGAGCUGUUCGUCAGAAUAAUUUGGAACAUUUGGCAACUUCGAUGACUGAAGCUGGUGAAACUUUUGGAGAAAAUACCCCAUAUGGUGAUCAUUUUAUAAGGCUUAGGGUUAAAUUUUAAACAAUUUCUAGAUAGAGAAAAAAUUCCAACGCUCAACAAAAUUAAAAAUGUCUUUAAAAAAUCAUGAAUUCAAAUUUCUAUGAAAUCUCUCAGAAAUAAUUUUUUUGAGAAAAAUAUUCCCAGAUUUUCGAUCGAAAAUUACAUUAGAGGAUAUAGGAACGAAAAAAUGUUUUAUGAAAUACCAAACUAUACUUUCCAAAAACCAAACCCAUUUAUUUUCAGGAAGUGCUUUGAUCAAAGUGAGUCAAACCGAACAAAGAUUAGGUCAAGCGGAGCGCGAAUUGUGUAAUCAAGCAGCCGCCAAUACACUUUUGCCGAUUCGUCGAUUUUUGGAAGGCGAUAUGAAGACAAUUCAGGUAGGUUGAGAUUAACAUCAAAUUAGAACAUCUAUUUUUUUAUUUAAAGAAUUGGAAUACAAUUUUUUUUCUUUCAGAAAGAGCGAAAGGUGUUGAAUAGCAAACGAUUGGAUUUGGAUGCGUGUAAAAGUCGUUUAAAGAAGGCGAAAACUAUGGAAACCACAGCAAGUGUAUGUUUUUUUCUUCUUCUCGAUUUUAAAUUUGAAUUAAUUGAAAACUUUUCUAAAAAAAUACAAUUACAGACAAAUAGUAAAACUGCCGGUGGAUUUACCGUUGAGCAGGUUUGUUUGACUAAAAAUGUUGUUUUGUGUUAGUAUGGUCCCUGGGAUUUUUUAAGAGAAUUCGUUGAUCAUCGAUUUUAGGCUGAAGCUGACGUUCGUGUUGCUCAAGCGGAAUUUGACAAACAAGCGGAGAUCACAAAAUUAUUGCUCGAAGGAAUUCAAACAGCACAUGUGAGUUAUCAAAUUUCCUGGAUUUUGAAAUAAUUAAUUAUUCAAAAAAUUUUCCAGAAUAAUCAGUUGAAAUGUUUGCGUGACUUUGUGGAAGCUCAAAUGUCGUUCUACGCUCAAGCUCAUCAAUUGAUGGCCGAUUUGCAACGAGAGUUGAGUGGGUAGGUAACAUGUUUUUUUCAAAAAAAAAACCUGGAGUUAUUUUCUCGUGAAGUAGUUUGUGGCGUUUUUGUUUUACAGAAGUUUGUCCGAUGAACCAAUCAACCUUGGUGGGAAUCUCUGAUGAUCUCUGAAUAUCAAUUCAACCCUUUGUUUUUGUUUUGUUCUGUUCCGUUUGACAACCCAAUUUUAUGUUCAUUUUACCCGCGCGGCUUUUCAAAAAAAAGUCUAGAUUUAUUUUAAAAUCAGGAAUGGUCGGUCGGAAUUGCUCUUUUGAAAAACUAUAUAUGAAAAUUCCUAAAUUCAAGUUUUUUGAAAUUCCUAAUUUUGCUUUCCCGAUUCCGACCAAUCUUGUUUCAUACCAAAUCAAUCCCGUGUGAAUUUUUGUAUAUAUCGAUAGAUCAUAAUAAUUUUGAAGAGCAUUAUUCGAUUUUCAUAGUCACAAUAUACAUAAAUAAAUAAAUAUAUUUAAUUCUCAUUUUAUUGGUUCAAAAUUUCUGUUUCAUUUCGCGGAAGUUCGGCAACCCUUGUGAACAAUAGUACAGAACCACCAAAUGGUCGAACAAUGGCCGCCGCUGUUGCAGCUGCCGCUUCUGCAAAACCCGCUCUAUUUUUGCCAGAUGACAUGGGUACGAAACAAGCCAAAGUGAUUCUUGAUUAUGAUGCGGUUAUGCCAAAUGAGAUUAGUGUCAAACAAAAUGAUGUGGGUUUUUCUUGGAGCUUGGAACCAAACAAAAAAUCGUAUUUUUUCUAGAUCUUGAUUGUUUAUCGUUUACCUGGAAUGGACCCUGAAUUUGUGAUGGCUGAAAAAGGAGGAGCCCGCGGAAAAAUCCCAGUCACCUAUCUUGAACUGAUCUAA